GCAGUUCCUUAUUGAGAUACAAAGUCUCCAGGCGAGCAAUAUCCUUUGUUUUCUCUCCUUCAAUAAAGUCCCCUAAAUUCAUCUUCCGCUCGUUAACUUUCGACGCUAUCCUGUGAUGAGCCAUGGGAUGCUGUUUUUCUGAACCUGUGGAUUUUGAUUCUGAAGUCAAUCUUUUUCAUUUCGACCUCCAUAGAGCAGUGGGCAAAGGAGCUUUCGGCAAGGUCAGGGUAGUCGAACACAAGCGUUCUAAAAAGCUUUAUGCCCUCAAAUACAUUGAUAAAGCGCGAUGUAUCAAGCAAAAGGCCGUGGCGAACAUCAUACAAGAACGUAGACUACUCGAGGAGAUCGACCACCCUUUCAUUGUCAACUUGCGAUAUGCAUUCCAGGAUGACGAAAACUGUUUUUUUGUGCUCGACCUCAUGCUGGGUGGAGACCUCCGAUUCCAUUUGGAAAGCAGAGGAUGCUUCAGUGAGGACGUAGUCCAAUUUUGGGUUGCAGAGCUGGCUUCAGCUCUCGUUUAUUUGCACAAGCAGCGCAUUAUUCAUCGUGACCUUAAACCAGAUAAUAUCGUACUUGAUGCAAAGGGUCAUGCACAUAUCACCGACUUCAAUGUUGCCAUCCAUUAUUCGGAGCGUCGGUUGCACACUAGUGUCGCUGGUAGUAUGGCAUAUAUGGCUCCCGAAGUCGUUGGAAGGAAAGGAUACACAUGGUGUGUCGACUGGUGGAGUUUCGGUAUUACAAUCUAUGAGUUGUUGUUCCGACGACGUCCAUUCGAUGGACGCACAUCUGAAAAGAUGACCAACUCCAUCCUCAAAGAUCCUCUGAGGUUUCCCGAUGAUGCCCAUAAGAAAUGCAGUUCAAACUGCGUAAAGUUUGUGCAAGCAUUACUCGAACGUAAUGUUAGCCAACGUCUAGGUUGCCGACCACAUGGUCAAGGCUUCCAAGACAUUCAAAACCAUGCAUGGCUGCAGGGUACAAAUUGGCAAAAUACGGAUACGAAAGCAGCUCAGCCUCCUUUCGUUCCAGACAUGAAGAAAGCUAAUUUUGACGUAACUCACGAACUCGAUGAGUUCCUAAUGGUUGAAAAACCACUGACCCACACAAAACGCAGGGCAAACCCGGAUUUAGCCAAAAUGAAGCCGGAAGUGAGGCAGUUGGAAGAGCAAUUCACCGUUUAUGACUUUAUGUCCACCAAGCGCAGGUCGUAUUACCCUCAUAACGAGCCCAUUACCACCGUCGUACGGAGCUUAGAAUCUGACCAAAUUCCGGUUGUUCAGUCAAUAUCAAACACCCUUGUUCCAACCACGACGAUGGGAGACAGAUCCCAAGCCGGUUCUCCAGCCUUGGAUACCACCUGCCACCAGCAUAUGUCCAUACCUCUCUAGCAUAUGACUGUUUUUAUUACCUUAAUACUAGCGAUGCCCAUUGUGCAUUUAAUGUUGUAUUUUCUAACUGAAGCAUUCAUAUUAUCUCCAUCUCCUGGAGUCUUUCGCAUUAACCAAUUUAUGUACAUAUUCACACUUCCUUGCUCGCACUGUGGCAUUUAUGUAGCAUCAUUGCUAGCAGCGUUCUAGCUGGUGUAUCUACUACCUUCGUAAACGAUAAGCUUGCAUCCGUUCAACAUCCAUUAUAGGUGUUAGAUUCACUCUUUUUGCACUUGACUCGAACAAGAAAUCAUAAGAAAGCACAUUUUCGAACUUGCCAGACUUGGGCUCCUAGGCCUUGUUUUGGGUCGUGCCAGUUGAUCGAACCAUCGAACGUUGUGCAUUACAGCUCUUUGCAUAAUUAUGCG
Molecule: messenger RNA, 1792 nt
Organism: Suillus fuscotomentosus
Lineage: Eukaryota; Fungi; Basidiomycota; Agaricomycetes; Boletales; Suillaceae
Product: kinase-like domain-containing protein
Exons: 9
Coding region: 123-1385 (420 amino acids)
Biological process (GO): protein phosphorylation
Molecular function (GO): protein serine/threonine kinase activity; ATP binding
Source: RefSeq, a predicted model, not a curated record